This is a messenger RNA of Patiria miniata (bat star), 5775 nucleotides long. RefSeq lists its product as uncharacterized. Gene Ontology annotation, biological process: DNA integration. The transcript has 2 exons. The record is from RefSeq and is a predicted model, not a curated record. Gene Ontology annotation, molecular function: nucleic acid binding. Bases 331 to 5775 code for a protein of 1814 amino acids. Lineage: Eukaryota; Metazoa; Echinodermata; Asteroidea; Valvatida; Asterinidae.
UGCGGGUAGGAAAGUUUUCCAGUUCGUUCGUGACGUCAUAGGCGUGGAAUUUUCUUGGUCAACAGAGGGCGCUCUCAGCGCGCCAGCAUUGUCACAUAUUUUUGUCAAGUUUGUAGAAAUCCGUCAAAAGGUUCCUUUGAUUUUGCAUCAUUAUUCGAUACGCCCAAUGUUAUUGAACCGCAUCCGCAUUCAACUUCUGAGUGUACAAAACCCGUCACACAUUUUGCUAUUGGUACAAUACAUGGGAAACAGUUAAAUCGUCAUCAAAGGAGUCCUUUUUUGUUGUCAUCCGUCACAUUAAGUUCAAUAACAGCGUCAUAAAUCGACAACAUGAGUACUACGUCACCAAGUCAUGAAGAUGAUGUCAAGCCGGAAGAUUCGGCCAGUCAGUGCAGCCAUACGACAAGCACCUCAUCCAGCAGAAGAGCCAGAAUGGAGGCCAUGGUGAGGAGUGCUGCACUUCAAGCAGAAGUUGAAGCUCUUAAAGAACAACAAGAGCUUGAGCUACAGGAAUUGAGGCUCCACCAAAGGAGAACUGAGCUUCAAAUGAAAACCAAGCUCAGCUGUGCAGAAGCGGAGGCAAAAGUUUAUGCCCAGUUCGAUGACGAGAAAACAAGCCCAGUUUCUCCAUCUCAGUCAACACCAUCUCCCCCUGAUGAAGACUCCCCAUCGCAGCCCGAUCCAUCACCGCAUGAUGAUGAUACAAGCGGUGACACAGUCCCAUACCCCAUUGAAGAUCAUCAAUCGUCAACGCCGCAAGAAACGCCACCCCCUACCGAAGCCAUCAAUGAGAUGUUGCGACAAUCAAAGCAACAGCAGCAGAGCCUCAUUGAGACAUUGCAGUUACCGAAAGCAGAGCUGAUGUGCUACGAAGGAGAUCCCCUCAAGUUUUGGGAAUUUUGGAGAGCUUUCGAGGUGAAUGUAGACAGCACGACAAUAAGCAACGCUGCCAAGCUGACAAGACUUCUUCAUUACUGCAAGGGGGAAGCACGCAGAGUGAUUCAAGCAUGCUCUGUGAUGGAGUCGACACAAGGUUAUGCUCGAGCCAAAACCUUGUUGAAGGAGAGAUUUGGAAACAAAUAUAAAGUUGCUGAUGCAUGGAUGAAGAAAGUCACCCGAGGCCAAACAGUGUCACCCCAUGAUGGAAAAGCCAUCAGAGAAAUGGCAGAUGAGCUGAAAGUCUGCUACGAAACCCUCCAGGCUAUGGGCUACGAAAAUGAGAUGGCACACCAGAGUUUUCUGAGAGACAUUGUUGAGCGCUUGCCCAACUACUUGCGCUAUCGAUGGGUCCGAAAGGUCAGAGACCUCGAAAGGAAGGAAGAUCGAAUGCCAAAGGUGAAGGAUCUUGUGGCCUACAUAGAUGAUGUAGCAGAAGAGGAGAAUAACCCUGUGUAUGGUACAUCUACUUGGGAGAGAAGCCGUGAUGUUCCUCAGAAAAGACGCACACAGCCGAGACAGAAGGGGUCCUUUGCAGUGGCAUCUGUACCAGAGAGAGUAGUCACCAGAGAGUGUUCUCUAUGCAAGGGAGAACACACCCUAUUUGGUUGCCAGCAGUUCAAGGCAAAAUCACCACAAGACAGGCUGAGUUAUGCCAAGCAAGAGAGAUUGUGCUUCAACUGUCUGCGCAGAGGUCACAUGACAUCAGCGUGCAGGCUGAACAGGACAUGUACUGUUUCUGGUUGUGGAAGGAAACAUACGAAAUUCCUUCACAUCCCGCAGACAGUGCAACAGCAUGAAGAAGCAGCGUCCCAAGCCAACACAUCACUAGAUGCCCCGGUACAGAAUGGCUACAUUGAUUCAGCCGCUGAAGCAAGUUGCAGUAACGUCACAGGGGCCGGCAGGACCGUGCUGCCCAUUGUCCCUGUUCGAGUGAAAGCUGCCGGCGGCAGUGUCUUCAUCCGCACCCAUGCAUUGUUGGACACUGGUUCGACAAAUACAUUCUGUACAGAACACUUGGCACGACAGCUUGGAGUUGAAGGGGCCAAACAAAGGCUCAACCUGACAACACUUGACAAGAUGGGCAGCUCCAUAGACACCACAAGAGUGAGCUUGAUUGUGGACUCGGGACCAGCCACAGACCGUAUAGAGUUGCCAAAUGUGUUCACCAAACACAAGAUCAACAUUCAGAGUACCCACAUGGCCAAGAUGGAAGAGAUAGCUGGACUACCCUACCUGCAGGGUAUUGACCUACCGUUUGCAGGCGAGAAUGAAGUUGGACUCCUGAUUGGUCAAGAUAUUCCGAGAGCACUGAUGCCUCUCGAAAUAAGAAGAGGAAAGGCAAAGGACGGACCCUAUGCUGUGCGAACGGCAUUGGGAUGGUCGCUACAUGGCCCAGUGAACAAAGUCGGCACAACAGAGCAGAACACUCAUGCUACCUCUACCUUCAUUCAAGGAGACAUCGGCCUGGAAGAACAGGUUCAUAAGUUUUGGAAGCUGGAGGCAUCCGAUACACUACAUGAUGAAAGAGGCAUGUCAGUGAACGACCAAAGAGCUCUGAAGAUGUGGAAAGGUGGAAUAAGCAUUGAUGGAGGACAUUAUCAGUUACCAGUGCCAUUCAAGCGUCAUCCUCCAUGCCUGCCAAAUAAUCGGUGGUUAGCAGAACAGAGGUUGCAGAGUCUUGCAAGAAAGCUUGGCAAAGAUGACAGUCUCCGUCGUAAGUACCAAGAAGGCAUCGAGGACUUACUCAAGAAGGGGUAUGCUGAGGAAGUAGAGAAACAAGAAUGUCAGUCUGAAGAUCAGGCUAUCUGGUAUCUUCCUCACCAUCCAGUUUUUCACCCCAUGAAACCCGACAAACUACGCAUCGUGUUCGAUUGUGCAGCUAAGAGCGGAGGUGUGUCUCUCAAUGAUGAAGUUCUGCAAGGGCCAGAUCUGACAAAUAAACUUACCGGAGUCUUGCUGAGAUUCAGACAGGGACCAGUCGCCUUCAUGGCAGAUGUGGAGGCCAUGUUUCAUCAAGUUCGAGUACCAGUGGAAGAACGAGAUGUGUUGAGGUUCCUAUGGUGGCCAUCCGGCGACAUGACUCAACAACCAAAGGUGUAUCGGAUGUGUGUGCACCUGUUCGGCGGGACCUGGAGCCCCAGUUGCUGCAAUUUUGCACUGCGCCAAACAGCCGAUGAUAACCAAGACCAGUUCAGUCCUGAAGCUGUAGAAAUUGUGAAGCGCAAUUUCUAUGUUGACGACUGCCUGGUUUCCGUCGAGUCUGAAGAGAAGGCUGUGAAUCUAUCGGAUGAGCUGAGAAAUCUGCUGCAAAGAGGCGGAUUCAAAUUGACCAAGUGGCUGAGUAACAAACCAAGUGUCCUGAAGUCCAUCCCUACUGAAGAACGAUCCAAGCAGUUGAAGGGUCUUGACCUAAACCUUGAUGCUCUACCUGUUGACAGAGCCUUGGGCGUCAGCUGGGAUGUUGAAAGAGACUGUUUGGGAUACAAGUUGUCACCUAAGGACAAGCCCCUGACGAGACGUGGGCUAUUGAGCAUUGUGUCAUCAAUCUAUGACCCCCUGGGAUAUGCCAACCCGUUCAUCCUGAGAGCGAGACUGCUACUCCAGGAGCUGACAAGAAUGAAGCUGGGAUGGGAUGAUCCAGUGCCAGAAGAGCACCGACAAAUAUGGCAAGGUUGGUCAGAAGAGCUAGCAGAGAUGAAGGAGUUUGAAGUUAACAGAUGUGUGAAGCCACAUGGCUUUGGCACAGUGACAGAAUACCAGUUGCAUCAUUUUGCAGAUGCCUCAGAGAAGGCUUAUGGAGCAGUGUCCUACCUUGUCAUGAAGAACACCAGCAGUGAGCUACACAGCAGUCUGGUGAUGGCCAAGUCUCAUCUAGCGCCAUUAAAAACAAUGACGAUACCUCGUCUUGAGCUUGCAGCAGCGACCCUUGCUGCUAAGCUUGAUGUUGCAGUGAAGAGAGAGUUAGAUGUACAGGAACUGAUCUACUCGACAUUCUGGACAGAUAGCACCAUUGUGCUGCAGUACAUUCGAAGUACAGACGGGAGGUUUCGCACAUUUGCAGCCAACAGGAUAGCUACCAUACAUAAUGCAUCAGAAGCAAGUCAGUGGCAUUAUGUAGACACAAAGUCAAACCAUGCUGAUGACAUAUCAAGAGGGAUGUCAGCCGGUGAGCUUAAGAAGAGCACAAGGUGGCUACAAGGACCAGAGUUCCUCCUAAUGCCACAAGAACACUGGCCAAAGGAACCACAAGUUAUGGAACCCCUAAGACAGAGUGAUCCGGAGCUUAAGAAAAGCAAGGAGCAAGUGCAGAUAUUUGCUGUAGAUUCCGAAGAGAACAAGGCGACAGACAAACUACUCCAACACUACUCAUCGUGGCACGGGCUAAAGAAGGCUGUAGCAUGGAUCUUGCGAGUGAGAGAGUACUUGCAGAACAAGAAUGGACGUGUGCCAAGUGACAUGAAGAAGCCACUUACAGUAGAUGAUCUUGACAAGGCAGAACAAGCAAUCAUCAGACACGUUCAACGACAAGCCUACACAGAUGAAUACCAGACACUGCACACAACCGCCAACCCUGUGAAGAAAUACAGUCCUCUCUACAGACUGGACCCAAAAAUCAACAGUGAAGGAGUGAUGUACGUCGGAGGGAGAUUGAAGAAUUCCAAGCUGCAGACACAAGAAAAACAUCCCGUCAUCCUUCCAAAGAAGAAUCACAUUGUCAAGCUAUUGGUGAGACACUUUCAUGCUGUAUCGGGUCACUCAGGGAGAGAGCAUGUAAUGUCAUUAAUGAGACAGCAGUACUGGGUGAUCGGAGGAAGAACCACAGUACGACAGGUGUUGCAUGAUUGUUUUGUGUGCAAACGCCGAUCAGCUUCACCCAGCAUUCAGAAGAUGGCCAAUCUACCUGAAGACCGAGUAACCCCUGAGAAACCGCCAUUCAACUACGUAGGAGUAGACUGUUUUUUGCCAUUUUUGGUCAAGCAAGGCCGAAGUCAAGUGAAAAGAUACGGCUGUAUCUUUACCUGUUUGGCGAUUAGAGCAGUUCACAUCGAAGUUCUGCAUUCUAUGGAGACCGACUCCUUUCUCAAUGCCUUGCAGCGAUUCAUGGCCAGACGCGGUCAACCAGAACUUAUCAGAUGCGACAACGGCACCAAUUUUGUCGGAGCUGAGCGUGAGCUGAGGGAAGGGAUCAAACGAUGGAACAAGCAGCAGGUCCAUGAAUAUCUUCUUCAAAAGGGGAUCAGAUGGAAAUUCGACCCACCGGCAGCGUCCCACAUGGGAGGACCCUGGGAGAGACAGAUCAGAACAGUCAGGAAAAUUCUGAACACUGUAAUGAAGCAGCAAGUUCUGCAUGACGAAAGCCUAUCAACCAUGAUGUGCUUGGUUGAAUCAGUGAUCAACGGACGCCCACUUACAGUAGUAUCUGAUGACGCGAGAGAUCCAGAACCCUUGACGCCAAACCAUCUUCUCCUGUUGCGUCAGAACAGCGCAUUGCCAGUCGAUGUAUUCCAGAAGCAAGACCAGUUCAGCCGUAAAAGGUGGCGACAUGUGCAGUAUCUUGCGGAUGUCUUUUGGCGCAGAUGGAUACGAGAGUAUCUACCCACACUGCAGCAGAGAGGCAAGUGGAACGAGCCAGUACGGAACAUUGAGGUCGGAGACAUCGUUCUCAUUGUUGAGGAUCAACCGAGAAACCAGUGGUCCUUGGGGAGAGGAGUCGAGAUCUACGCUGGUGAAGACAAGCUGGUCCGAUCGGCAAAAAUAAAGACAAGGUCAACCACACUCGUCAGGCCCAUCCACAAGCUAUGUCUGAUGGAGUCUGCAGAAGCCAAGGAGAGAUGA